GUGUUUUUGGCGGGAAAUUUUUGUAAAUAACAUGAGUACGGCCAUUCACUCUGCUAGGAAGAAGGAUAACGCAAAGAGCAAGAAGAAUUUUGAAUGGAUUGGGGAAGGAUUCAUUGAGGACGGGAAAUUGCAAUACAAAAAAUGCAGAAUAAGAAGUAUGGCCGUCUCUGUGGAUGAUUAUGUUCUAAUCAACACAACCAAUGGGAUCUCUGUCGGCAAAGUAGCUAAAUUUCAUGAUCUUGGUGAUUAUCCUGAUCCAUACCGAGCUGAAAUACACUGGUUAUACAAAUAUAAUGACCUCACCAAAAAGUGCUGUGAACAGCUUGAAGAACGAAGCAACGAGCUCUUUUUACCAGUCAAAUUUCCAGAUAAACGGCCGAUUCGGGGUAGUAUAGAAGUUGUUGACGCAGAGACAAUAAGUGAGGUUAACAAAGUGACUCUUCUUCGUCCCAAAGAGGAUUUUCCACUGGUGAAUAAAUGCAAAGAUGAUGGGCCUUUUUAUAUGAAAUAUGCUUUUGAUGAUCAAGACAAUAUUUACUAUGCAACAGAAUAUCUAUCAAGACUUAGCUCUGCUUUAAAGAGCUAUGCUGAUGAUUUAAAUAAUAACGAGUGUGGGACGCCCAAAGCAUCAUGCUCAGCAACACCCAACACGAGAAUGAAAAAUAAUUAUGGAGCAGAAAAGCAAUGGAGAAUUGGGACACCGAAAACCAGGAGCUCCACGAACAGCCCUGCUCUGAAUGGUCUGCGUCUUGUCCUCAAGUUAGUUAAAAUGAAACCAAAUAUCACACCAGUGAAGAGAAAGGCUAGUAAGAGCAUUCCAGAUGAAGGAGAAGUCGAGAGUAAAAAAAGUAAAUCUAAAAUAAAGCCAAAACAGAGAGAAAAACAAGUGAAACAAAAAGGCCAAGAGAAACAGAAGACAGUCAAACCAACAAAGUCUCCCAAACAAACUUUUGUGACUGAGGAAGUAGUUGAACUUAUGAUGUCUGAUGACCAUGAUGAGGAUGAUGAAGAUGAAGAUGCUACUGAUGAAGAUGAUGAGGAUUUUGAAGAGGAAGAAGUGAGCAGCGAUGAAGAAGAUGAGAAGGAGGAUGAAGACGUCUUUGUAGAAGAAAAGAAAUUUUCAAAAACAAGAUCUACAGCGAAGACUCCCUCAGGAAAAAACAAACAAUAUCAAAAUGAGAAGACCCCAGUGCAUUCUGGGAGAUCGCUUAGAUACCGAACCCCAUCCCAUGCUGGUAAUAAUGAUUGGAGAACUCCAUCCAAGACCCCUAGAAGUACAGCCAGAUCAAGAGCUACAGGACGACCAGAAAGUGUAAAUCAUAUGAGACAGACACAUGGUAAAGGAUCUUCAAAAACUCCAUCCCAGACUCCUAGUGGGAGAGCUCUGUCUAAAUCAACCACAGGGGUCCCAGGCAGUAAAACACCUUUGAAAACCCCAGGCAAACCGAAUAGGAGAAAGAGUGUAGCUCAAGGGUUGACACCAAGUAUACCCAGUAGAUCACAACCAUGUAAGACACCUAGAACACCAUUACAGGAAGCAAGAACAAGACUCCAUGUGUCAGCUGUGCCUAGCUCUUUACCGUGCCGUGAUGAUGAGUUUGAAGAUAUCCUUAGUUUUGUACAAGGCAAGCUGGUUGAGGGCUCUGGAGGGUGUAUGUAUAUAUCUGGUGUACCAGGAACAGGAAAGACAGCUACUGUCCAUGAAGUCAUCCACAUUCUUCAAGAAUCUAAAGUCAAACACAUUCCUAACUUCAGGUUUAUUGAAGUGAAUGGAAUGAAACUAACAGAACCCAACCAAACCUACAGCACGAUUCUCAAGAAAUUAACAGGACAAAAAGCCAUGCCCACCCAUGCCUCAGAUCUGCUAGAAAAGAUCUUCAGCAAACAGGAUUCUAAGAAGGAAAGUGUGGUGUUGAUGGUUGAUGAGCUUGACUUACUGUGGACACGUAAGCAAGGAGUGAUGUAUAACCUCUUUGAAUGGCCGUCAAGACAGCAUUCAAGACUCGUCGUACUGGCUAUUGCCAACACUAUGGACCUGCCGGAGAGAAUGAUGAUCAACAGAGUACAGAGUAGACUGGGUCUGACAAGAAUCACCUUCCAGCCCUACACGUAUUCUCAACUACAGGAGAUUGUCUUAUCACGGAUCCAAAACCUGAAUGUGUUCGACCCUGACGCCAUGCAGCUUGUCUCACGAAAGGUAGCAGCUGUUUCAGGUGAUGCGCGUCGAUGUCUCGACAUCUGUCGUCGGGCGGUAGAAAUCGCAGAACUUGAGAAUAAAUCUUCCAAGUCCAAGAAAGGAAAACUAGUUGGUAUGACGGAGGUGAACACCGCGUUACAAGACAUGUUUUCGUCGCCAAAGAUAAAACUGAUGAUGAAUUUAUCUUCAUAUGAGUGUUUGGUGAUGAGAGCCGUUCUUUCGGAAUUCAAGAGGACUGGAGUCGAAGAGACCAAGUUUGGUGACGUUUUUGAUGAAUUGUGUAAUCUAUGCCGAAUAGAAGGAAUCCCACCACCCAUUAUGACAGAAGCAUCAGCCAUCGUGAGUCGUAUCGGAGCGAGUCGACUUCUCCUCGUAGAGACAGGACGCUUAGAUCUUCAGCGACGAAUCAGCCUUAAUGUCAACCAAGACGAUGUCAUUUAUGCCUUAAAAAGCUUGACGAAUAAGAAAGUUUGAAUAAUGCAUUAAGAGUUGUACAUAUUUUGUCCAUUUUUUUUAGUUUUUGUUCCCGAAUUCGUUAUUAUUUUUAUGUAAUUUCUGCCAUAUUUUUUGAGUACUUGUAAUA
Molecule: messenger RNA, 2780 nt
Organism: Actinia tenebrosa (Australian red waratah sea anemone)
Lineage: Eukaryota; Metazoa; Cnidaria; Anthozoa; Actiniaria; Actiniidae
Product: origin recognition complex subunit 1
Biological process (GO): DNA replication initiation; mitotic DNA replication checkpoint signaling
Cellular component (GO): nuclear origin of replication recognition complex
Molecular function (GO): ATP binding; DNA replication origin binding; ATP hydrolysis activity
Source: RefSeq, a predicted model, not a curated record